Vigna unguiculata (cowpea) is the source of this 1375-nucleotide messenger RNA. Its product is annotated as feruloyl CoA ortho-hydroxylase F6H1-3-like. The record is from RefSeq and is a predicted model, not a curated record. NCBI's taxonomy places the organism in Eukaryota, Viridiplantae, Streptophyta, Magnoliopsida, Fabales, Fabaceae.
AAAAGAGUGCAACUGGUUAUAACUGCUUCCUUUUAUUCUCAACUGUUCAUAAAUCCAACUAUUAUCUUUUCCUCUAUUCUACUUUCCCAUGGCUUCCACUCUCUCCAAUCUCACUUAUUUCUUGGUGAAUCAAGCGAAUGGAGUAAAGGGUCUUGCUGAUCUGAACCUCCCAACUGUUCCUCCCCAAUACAUUCAACCUCUCCAAGCUAGAUUAGAUCACUCCAAAAUUAUCCCUCGGAAAUCAAUACCCAUCGUUGAUUUCACCAACUGGGAAGACCCAGAUGUUCAAAAUUCCAUUUUUGAUGCUGCAACCGACUGGGGUUUCUUCCAAAUCGUGAACCAUGGGAUACCCUUUAAGGUUAUUGAUGAUCUCAAGGCUACUGUGCACAGAUUCUUUGAAUUGCCAGCUGAGGAAAAGAAGAGCCUCAAAGAGAACUCACCCCCUGAAGUUGUCAGAUUAGGCACCAGUUUUAGCCCCCAUGCUGAGAUGGUUUUGGAGUGGAAAGAUUAUCUGCAACUUGUGUAUGCCUCAGAGGAAAAAAUUCAUGCACACUGGCCUGUAAUAUGCAAGGAUGAGGCAGUGGAAUAUAUGAAGCAUUGUGAAGUUUUAAUUAGAAAACUGCUAAAGGUGCUUCUUAAGAAACUGAAUGUGGAGGAGUUAGAUGAAGCAAGAGAAGACACUCUAAUGGGUUCAAUGAUAUUGGGAUUCAAUUACUACCCAGCAUGCCCUGAGCCUGAAAUUGUAUCAGGGGUAUCCCCUCAUUCUGACAUAUCAUCAAUCACUGUUCUUCUGCAAGAUGACAUUGGAGGGCUUUAUGUUAGAGACAGUGAUGAUGGAGAGAGUUGGAUCUAUGUUCCUCCUGUUGAGGGUGCAUUGGUGAUCAAUAUUGGGGAUGUGUUGCAGAUAAUGAGCAAUGACAGAUAUAAAAGCAUAGAGCAUAGAGUGAUUGCAAAUAAAAGGAAAACCAGAAUCUCUAUUCCAAUAUUUGUGAACCCAAAACCUGAUGCUGUUAUUGGUCCUUUGUCAGAAGUAUUGGAAAUCGGUGAUAAACCAAAAUAUAAACAGCUUUUGUUCUCUGACUAUUUCAAGCAUUUCUUCAGCAAGCCUCAUGAUGGGAAGAAAACUAUUGAAUUUGCCAUGAUAUGAUUGUAGGAUUGUGGUGUUGGUUGACACUGCUUGAAGGUGUUUGAAGUGUAGAUCUUCUUUAACUGCAUUCCUGCAUAUGCUACACAUUGAAGCAGAAAAUGCAAUAACUUGUAUGUGGUCAGACAGAAAAGUUAUAGUGGAUUAUGUAAUAAUACCUUUAUUGUAAUGGUCAGUUAUGGCUUCUUUACAGUUUUUAUAAACAUUUAUGUCCCUCCUCUGCUUAGGCCA